Molecule: messenger RNA, 5442 nt
Organism: Anopheles moucheti
Lineage: Eukaryota; Metazoa; Arthropoda; Insecta; Diptera; Culicidae
Gene: aux
Product: cyclin-G-associated kinase
Exons: 5
Coding region: 52-3927 (1291 amino acids)
Biological process (GO): positive regulation of Notch signaling pathway; regulation of clathrin-dependent endocytosis; protein phosphorylation
Cellular component (GO): cytoplasm
Molecular function (GO): protein serine/threonine kinase activity; ATP binding; AP-2 adaptor complex binding
Source: RefSeq, a predicted model, not a curated record
UAAAAAUACGGCCGAACAAGAUCGCGUAGUGCGGUUGAACGUGCGGGCAAGAUGAGUGAUUUCUUGAAAUCGGCCAUAAACUACUUCAAUGCGACACCUUCGAAUGGAUUGGACAACGAUUUCGUGGGCCAGACGGUGGAAGUGGCUAAUGUGAAGCUGCGUAUCAAACGUGUUAUAGCGGAAGGUGGAUUUGCGUACGUAUACGUGGCACAGGAUGUGCAAUCUAACACGGAGUACGCACUGAAGCGUCUGCUCGGCACGGAUAAAGAGGAGUGCAAUAAUAUUAUACGCGAGAUCAACAUUCACAAGCAGGUGUCUGGCCAUCCGAAUGUGGUAAAGUUCAUUGCGGCUACCUUCAUCGAUCGAACACAGAGCUCCAAUUCGCAGCGGCGAGCGGAAUAUCUGCUCGUGUCGGAACUCUGCAAAGGAGGCUCGUUGUAUGAUUGUCUGGAACAAGACCUCGCCCCGGAAACAGUGCUGCGGGUGUUCUACCAGGCUACGAAGGCCGUGGCUCAUCUACACAGUCAGCCGAAGCCAAUCAACCAUCGAGAUAUAAAGAUAGAGAAUUUCCUUAUCGGAAGCGAUGGGUUGCUGAAGCUGUGCGAUUUUGGAUCGGCAUCUACGGAUAGCUUCGCACCAGACGUAACGUGGAAUGCCCAACAGCGGGAUACGCUUGAAGACGCUUUAACACGAUGCACGACUCCAAUGUACCGAGCUCCGGAGCAGCUCGAUACGUGGGCAAAUUAUCCGAUAGGCAUCAAGAUGGACGUUUGGGCACUCGGUUGCAUUUUGUAUUGUCUUUGUUACCGCAAGCAUCCCUUCGAGGAUUCGGCAAAACUGCGCAUUAUAAACGCAAACUAUGCUAUUCCUCCGAAUGAUGCGCGGUACGCGUGCUUCAGUGAAGUUAUCCGUGGAUGUUUACAAAUAGAUCCGAAUCAACGUUUCGACACUGCAACGGUUCUGGAACGGUUGGCAGCAAUUGCGGAGACGAAAGGAUGGCCUUUGAAGGCACCACUAGGGCUGCUGGGGAAACCACUAAACUCCCCUCCUACAGGUAUGACACCAGCGCCUAGCCCAAGCCACAAUCGACCGAACGGUGGUGUAGUGCCGGAUCGUCCAGCACCACCUAGACCCGUUUGUCCACCCGGCGGUCCUGUACCAGUGUCCAGUGAUGGUUCGCUUAGAAACAAAUACCCUCAGCGUCCUCCGGAUCCAGUACGUCCGGUACACGCAAAUGCGCCUUCACUUCAUUCCGGGCCGUCGCCAUAUCCUGCACCUCAUGCUCAACAGAUAAGUCAGCCAGUUCCACCAGCAAUGGGAGGCGGUGGUGGACUAUUCUCCUCGAUUAAAGGAGGUGCGGGAAGCUUUUUGAAGAAUCUGAAAGAUACCUCUUCGAAAGUGAUGCAAACGGUUCAGCAGAGUAUUGCCCGUACGGAUCUGGACAUGAGCUACGUCACGCAGCGGAUCAUAGUGAUGCCUUGUCCAUCAGAGGGCAUAGAAUCGACGUAUCGGACGAAUAACAUUGAGGAUGUAAAAAUAUUCCUGGACAGCCGCUACCAACCCACGAAGUUGAGCGUUUAUAAUUUGGUCGGUCGGAAUAGUUGUCCACGAUUACCUCCUCCGGUUCGAACGGUAGACGCAGGUUUUAUUUAUGCACCGGUUCCGCCGCAGGGUGGUAAAGCACCUUUACUGACUGGACUUUACUCGCUGGUAGAGGAUAUUUAUGGAUUUCUGAGUGCUGAUCCGAAAACGGUCGUUAUUAUCCAGAGCCCUGACGGCGGACGUGCGCUUGCAGCGACAGUCGUGUGUGCGUUGUUGAUAUACGCCGCAUUGGUAACGGAACCGGAAGAUGCAAUGCAAAUGUUUGCUAUCAAGCGAACACCACCAAGUAUGCGGCCCUCCGAGUUGCGCUACCUCUAUUACAUGGGCGACAUUGUCCGGUCGGUACCGCACCUGCCACACUAUAAGCCGGUAACGCUAGUGUCACUUGCUGUGACACCAGUGCCGCGCAUGACAAAGGCACGCGAUGGUUGCCGAAUGUUUGUGGAGGUGGCGACGGCCGAUCGAACCGUAUUCUGUACGCUGCAAGAUUACGAACGAAUGCGUAUGUAUCACACAUCGGAGGGAAAAAUUGCGCUCGCGAUGAAUGUAACCGUUUGCGGUGAUGUUACGAUCAGUUUAUACCAUGCCCGCAAUGCUCUUGGCGGUAUGGGACGACCGCAGGGCCUUAAGAUAUGUCAGCUUCAGUUCCACACUGGCUUCAUCCCGGAGGAGGAAACAUUGAUAAACUAUGAUCGCACCGAGUUGGAUGAAGUUCCGGAUGUAGAGCAUGUGCCGCAAAAGUUCAGUGUGGCUCUAAGUGUAUUCGUGGGAGAUUCUGAGCGUCCACCGUCUGCAAACCCACCCUGGAGUACACCGAAGGCUGCGCGUGAUCCUCACACUCUGUUCGCUUCUCAGCUGGAAUAUGAAGAGAAUGUGGAUAACUUCGUCACAAAACCGAGCAGUAAGGGAAAGGGAGGGUUCGAAUCGUCUCUACCACAUAAACCUCCACCACCACGGCCGGCACCACCAUCGCCACAACCGAUGCAUCGAGUGCUGACCGAAGAUGCUCCUCGGAUUGGAUCCUCCGGAACUUCAUCCAGCGUUGGCAUGGAACAACAAGAGGCCGAUCUUUUAAGCCUGAACAAAUCUAGUCAAGGAAGACAGGCACAGGAAGAUUCGCCAUCCGUUCCGAAGAUCGAAGAAACGUACGAUCUACUUGGUGGACUGUCACCACCGGUAGUUUCAGGACCGACUGCCACUGAAGCUCACAUUUCUUCCAGCGGCCGAGGUACGACAACUUCAACUGCCGUGUUGGAUGAUAUAUUUGGAACACUUGACGAUGCAUCAGUUCCGAGUGGAGGCACACUGCCCAGCACCAAAUCGAGCAGCGAUCUAAAUGGAUUAAAUCUGAACUUCGAUCAUUUUGGUGGAGUAGCGCAACCAGCAAGUGGCGCUCCUUUCACGAAUGGAGGAGGACAAUCGGAUGCAACGGCAAGUAAUGCAAAUUACAGCUUUGGUUUUGAUGCAUUCGCUGGAGUCGCCCCACAAGCAAUCUACAACAGUGCUUCACAGGUACAACCUACGCCAUCCGUUCCACAGCAGCAACCAUCAUCGACUAGCGCUGGAUCGAAGGAUCCUUUCGCAGAUAUUGGUAAUUUGGCAGCGGGUCUCGGCGGUGGCAGUGGUGGCGUUGGUGGUGCUUCUGGUGUUUCCAGCGGUUGGGGUGGUAAACCGGGAACUACCCCAAGUCCUCGUUCAACACAGUUCUCCAGCCCAACACAUCAGUUUAGUGGAGCCAGCACAGCAAAUCCGUCACCGAGGGCUCCUUCUACGCCGAACCAUCAGAUGCGCAGUCCGAAUGAUCCGAGUCAAUCACAGGCUCGUCCCGACUACAGCAGAUCGCAUUUCGAACCACCGAAGAAUGGAAGCAAUGGAAAUGCCAAGGAUGUACCGAGUGGUACCCGAUCUGGAGACAUUUUUGGUGAUAUUCUUGGUCAACAAGGCUACUCAUUUGGGAGCACGAAAAACCAAGGACCACGAACAAUGAAUGAUAUGCGCAAGGAGGAGUUGGUGAAGGAGAUGGACCCGGAUAGGGUGAAACUGAUGGAAUGGACUGAAGGUAAAAAGAACAAUAUCCGUGCGUUACUCUGCACGGUGCAUACCGUGCUGUGGCCUGGUGCUAAGUGGACAAAGUGUGAAAUGCAUCAGCUUGUAUCGGCGGCUGAUGUGAAGAAAAUUUAUCGCAAAGCAUGUCUCGCCGUACAUCCCGAUAAGCAUACCGGCACGGAGAAUGAAAGCAUGGCUAAAAUGAUAUUCAUGGAGCUGAACAACGCGUGGACCGAGUUCGAAAGUGAUGCCAGCCAACAGAAUCUAUUCUCUAACUAAGAUCACACUGCGUUGGGUAGGUAAUAAUUUGAUAGUCUAAUACAGUGGUUUAAUUAUCCCCAGGCGAUCCCAGAAUGGACCGUAUGAAGUCGAAUAAUUCCCACUUUCUUGAUGCGUAAGUGUUUUCGAAACAUCACGCUACUCUCUUGUUUUAUGUUAAACAUUCGGAGUUUUUUAAUGCAUCGAACCCUGUGCAUGUGUUCCUUUCGUGUUAGAAACAUGGUUCGUUUCUUCCAGCGUAUCAUUGCUAUGUCUACACGAGCAAAGACAUUUUAGAAUUAUGUCAGACGCAACCGCAAUGUGUGGACCGGUCGGAAGGGGGCAAAGAACUGAAAGGCAAUGCUAGAGUGAAGCUAAUGUGAUAAUUUGUCCUUUCUAUUUUGUGUUUUACUUUUAACGAAAGUGCACUUUUAACAUCACGCCGUUUCAUCGUUUAAUUCACUAUUUAUGAACGUUGAUAAGUAUCCGCAACACGGUGCUGAUUAGCGAUCUUAAAGCAUGAAACGCAUUAGUGGAGUAGCUUAGUAGCAAAACGUACAGAAUGAAGCAUUAUUUUGCGACGCGUUGUUCGUGUGGCGAUGCGCAUUGAAUGAGUAUUAAAAUGUUAAUAUGUUGUAACAUUUUUAGUCAAAAAUCGGAAGAGAAUGAAAACAUCGCUUACACAUUGUAAUUGUUUGAAAAUAAAUGGUACCUAAGUUAAGGUACCAGUUACGCAAUGUUUAAAAAUUUUGCGUAAGUAAUAAACUUGAAUGACCGCUUAGAAUCGCGAGAAAAAUGAACGAGAUUAAUGCAGCAAAAUACCGCGUUAAAUAGAACGAUAGAGGUACGAUAUAUCACAAGAGUUCAAUUAAAAUAAUAAAACUUGCAAGCAGAAGCGAUAUGUGCAUCAUCAUGGGGAUUGCGAGGAAUAUAGAGGGGCAGUGGGAUAAAAUAUGAAAAUUGUAUGCAGUUACAGGAUGUGGAUUGUUACGUAUAUGGCGUCAAAAAUUAUGCAAGUAACCAGAUUAAAAUGAAUGUUAAUCCAUUAAAACUUAACAAACGGAGCUUAGCAAAGUUCCAGAGUGUAGCAGAGAUAGCAAUGAAUUGUAAUUUAAAUGAAAUAUUUUAGCAAUCUGCAUGCUGCUUGCCCACGUUGUUGAUUGUUCAUAACUAUGUGUAAUGUGUACAAGCCAGUAACUUAUUCCCCUACGCUAGAUAACGUGAAAUGUAAUACAAGUUUCAUUCGUUCAGAUAAACAUGUACAUUGUGUAGGAUAUGGGAUGGGCGUGCCGAUGUAGUUCACGUGGUGGGAAACACGGAUAUGUGCAUCGUGUGGUCCACAAUGACGCGAUUGCAUUGCGAGUGUCGAAGCUAGAAGAUGCUUUAGAAACGAGUGUCAGUAAGUAGCUGCAAGUGAAUCGUACACAGAUCUAUAGAGGAAGAUUGAAUUGGUAUUCGUUUUCAUUUAGUAUAAUGAGGGGAGAUUGUAUAAUGUUUGCGUUCUGUAAAACCACACGCUCCAAACUGAUGAUUUCA